Molecule: messenger RNA, 345 nt
Organism: Penaeus vannamei (Pacific white shrimp)
Lineage: Eukaryota; Metazoa; Arthropoda; Malacostraca; Decapoda; Penaeidae
Source: RefSeq, a predicted model, not a curated record
AUGUCUGGAUUUGGGUACGAGGACGAGGACUUCGUGUUUCCGGACACACCUGCCCUGGAUGAAGCGUGUCAGCAUGACGAGUUGGAGGCUGCCUGUGCUGCUGUAGACUCAGGUACUGGUGGCACUGAGGCAGAGUGCAGCAUCAUAUCGUCACUACAACCGAUACCCCAGUUGUGUGCGACUGUGGAGGCUUCCACAGAAGAUGAAAGAAGGAUACGCACAGAGUGUGACCGUAUGCUGAUCCAAGGCGUUAUUGAACCAUCCUCGAGCCCUUGGCUGUCACCGGUGGUACUGGUCAAGAAGAGGGAUGGAACUCACCGGUUCUGUGUCGACUACCGGGCCUGA